Microbotryum saponariae is the source of this 758-nucleotide messenger RNA. The record is from the annotation of a GenBank genome assembly. NCBI's taxonomy places the organism in Eukaryota, Fungi, Basidiomycota, Microbotryomycetes, Microbotryales, Microbotryaceae.
AUGGCAGCCACGCUUGCUCCCCCUCCCCCUCCCCCAGCCACCCCAAGCCUGCUCGCCACGCUCAAACUCUACCGGACGUCCCUGCGUUCCCGCCACUCGCUUCUCUCCGAACUCGAAGCUGCGCUGACCUCGUUCUUCACCAAAACACCGACGCCCCUCUCGACCCUGAACAUCGACGCCGACAACCUCAACCGAACGCCAACCUCAACCUGCGCGACCGAAUCGAUCCGACCUCCCAACGUUGAAGAACUACAAGAGAUCCUCCGCAUCGGCUUUGAAGGCGUGUUGGAAGCCAAGCAGGAGCAUCGGCUCAUCGCGGACAGUCUCGAGCAUCGAUUCCAACGAGCCGAUUUGAAGAAUGUGGUCGAGAGGAUCGAAACGAUGGAAGAGGAGAGGUUCAAGCUGGUCCGUUUCGUUUUCACUGGAACGGAGAGCGGAGAGCGGAGCUGGACAGAGCUGAUCCCGAUCGACUGGCUGUUGACAGAUGAUUGAGAGGGAUCAACUGAGGAGACUGGAUAUGAUCACACAAGUAGGAGAGGGAGAGUUCCAGUCCUCUCUGGACGGGUUUGAGAAACGGUACGUCCACCUGAGCAAAAGUCACUUAGUCACUUCGGCCGCUGACCCCACCUCGAACUGGCCCCACGACGACUAGCCGGCGAGAACUGACCCAAAAGAUCCACGACGAAGAGCGCGAGAUCGACGCCGAGAUUGUCGAUCUCGGUGCGGCAGAGACAAUAGACACGACAGAACAAGUUUGA